AUGGAAUCUUUGCUAAUAUCCAAUUCAGACAACACAGAAUCAUCUGGCAGUUCAAAUCCAAAUCCGACUAAUCAAUUGAGUUUGGACCAGAGGUUUCAAAUCGUGAGGAGUGUUGGGGAAGAGUGCAUUCAAGAAGAUGAGCUCCUAAAUUUGCUGGCAAAAAAGCCUGAGCCUGUCUGCUAUGAUGGGUUGGAACCCUCUGGUCGCAUGCACAUUGCUCAGGGAGUCAUGAAGACCAUAAAUGUGAACAAGCUCACAUCUGCAGGGUGCAGAGUUAAGAUAUGGAUUGAUGAUUGGUUCGCAAAGCUAAACAAUAAAAUGGGAGGAGAUUUGAAGAAAAUUGAGGAAGUGGGCCGUUAUUUCAUUGAAAUCUGGAAAGCUGCUGGGAUGGAUAUAGACGGAGGAAAGGUAGAGUUUGUGUGGGCAUCAAAGGAGAUUAAUGCAAGAGCUGGUGACUACUGGCCUCUUGCAUUGGAGAUAGCUCCAAAGAACAAAAUAAAUGAUGAAACCGGCCAUCGUCAAAUCAUGGGACGAAGUGAACAAGAUGAAUUAACUGGAGCCCAAAUCUUUUAUCCAUGCAUGCAGUGUGCUGGCGUGUUUAUCCUCAAGGCCGACAUUUGCCAAAUGGGAACGGAUCAGCGUAAAGUGAGCGAACUCACUACAAAGUAUUGUGAUGACGUUAAGGAGAAGAAUAAGCCUAUCAUCUUGUCACAUUAUAUGUUACCUAGCUUACAAAAAGGGCGAGAAAAAAUGUCAAAAAGCGAUCCAUCAUCUUCCAUAUUCAUGGAUGAUGAGGAGGCUGAAGUGAACUUGAAGAUAAAGAAGGCUUAUUGUCCACCAAAGAUUGUGGAAGGAAAUCCGUGCUUGGAGUACAUUAAGAAUCUUAUCAUACCAUCGUUUAAUGAGUUCUUAGUGGAGCGCAGUGCAAAGAAUGGUGGAAAUAAGACAUUUAAGAGCUUUGAGGAGCUUAUUGCUGACUACGAAAGUGGGGGGCUACAUCCAGCUGAUCUUAAACCGGCUUUAGCAAAGUCGUUGAAUAGACUUUUGGAGCCUGUCAGGGAACACUUCAAAAAGGACAAGUAUGCUAAAGAUAUUCUAAAAAGGGUCAAGGUGAGUUUAAAUUUCCAUGGAGUUGUUAUUUAUACUCAAUUUUUAAGUGUUCUCCACAGAUUGAGUUUGGAACAGAGGUUUCAAAUCGUGAGGAGCGUUGGAGAAGAGUGUAUUCAAGAAGAUGAGCUCCUAAAUUUGCUGGCAGGGAAACAUGAGCCUGUUUGCUAUGAUGGGUUUGAACCCUCUGGUCGGAUGCACGUUGCCCAGGGAGUCAUGAAGACUAUAAAUGUGAACAAGCUGACAUCUGCUGGGUGUCGAGUUAAGAUAUGGAUUGCUGAUUGGUUUGCAAAGUUAAAUAAUAAAAUGGGAGGAGAUUUGAAGAAGAUUGAAGUAGUGGGCCGUUACUUGAUUGAAAUUUGGAAAGCUGUUGGGAUGGACAUAGAUGGAGGAAAGGUAGAUUUCAUAUGGGCAUCAAAGGAGAUUAAUGCAAGAGCUCAUGAAUACUGGCCUCUUGUAUGGAAUAUAGCUCAAAAGAACAAUGUUAAAAGGUUAAUCAGGUGUAGUCAAAUCAUGGGACGAAGUGAAAAAGAUGAAUUAACUGUAGGCCAGAUCAUUUAUCCAUGCAUGCAGUGUGCUGACGUAUUUUUUCUCAAGGCCGACGUCUGCCAAAUGGGAACGGAUCAGCGCAAAGUGAAUGUACUCGCUAGAGAGCACUGUGAUCACAUUAAGAGGAAGAACAAGCCUAUCAUCUUGUCACAUCAUAUGUUACCCGGUUUACAGCAAGGGCAAGAGAAAAUGUCAAAAAGUGACCCAUCAUCAUCCAUAUUCAUGGAUGAUGAGGAGGCCGAAGUGAACCUGAAGAUAGAGAAGGCUCAUUGUCCACCAAAAAUUGUGGAAGGAAAUCCGUGCUUGGAGUACAUAAAGUACCUUAUUAUGCCACAAUUUAGUGAGUUCUUAGUGGAGCGCAGUGCAGAGAAUGGUGGAAAUAAGACAUUUAAGAGAUUUGAGGACCUUAUUGCUGACUACGAAAGCGGGGAGCUACAUCCAGCUGAUCUUAAACCAGCUUUAGCAAAGUUGUUGAAUAGAAUUCUGGAGCCUGUCAGGGAACACUUCAAAAAGGACAGUAAUGCUAGAGAUCUUCUAGAAAAGGUCAAGGCUUACAGAGUCACCAGAUGAUCCCAUACGCUAAUUUGGACUCCAACUUCAGUAUAUUUAAUUUUUCAACAGCCACCAAAUUUUGCAUCACCAGAUU
Neltuma alba is the source of this 2302-nucleotide messenger RNA. Its product is annotated as tyrosine--tRNA ligase 2, cytoplasmic-like. Gene Ontology annotation, biological process: tyrosyl-tRNA aminoacylation. Bases 1 to 2226 code for a protein of 741 amino acids. Gene Ontology annotation, molecular function: tyrosine-tRNA ligase activity; ATP binding. The record is from RefSeq and is a predicted model, not a curated record. Lineage: Eukaryota; Viridiplantae; Streptophyta; Magnoliopsida; Fabales; Fabaceae. The transcript has 18 exons. Gene Ontology annotation, cellular component: cytoplasm.